This is a messenger RNA of Priapulus caudatus, 1517 nucleotides long. RefSeq lists its product as uncharacterized. The transcript has 8 exons. The coding region runs from base 601 to 1434 and encodes 277 amino acids. The record is from RefSeq and is a predicted model, not a curated record. Lineage: Eukaryota; Metazoa; Priapulida; Priapulimorpha; Priapulimorphida; Priapulidae.
UAUUGUUGUAAUUUUUUUUAUUAGCUUUGAUCUUCCCUACACUGUGGUUGUACCUGUAUAGGAGGUUCGAUGCACCGGAGUACAUGGUUGGAGUUGUCAUGGCGGCAUUUAAUCUAUCUGGUUUCUUUUCAUCUCCGAUCAUUGGUAGAUGGUCAGAUGUAUCACACAGGUCUAAAUGGAUUAUGAUUUUUUGUGACUGUUGCGAAAUGGCAGGAAAUAUCAUCUAUAUGAUUGGCGUUUAUCCUGGAGUGUUGGUCCUAGGACGGAGCAUAGCAGGUAUUGGUACUGGAGCAGGUGCGGCUAUGAUUGCUGCAAUAUCACGGGCAACUGCUGAGGGUGAAAGAACUCCAAUAAUGGCUCGCCUUUUGGCUUGUAAGCAACUAGGACUUCUGUUUGGACUGUGUUCAGUAUUCUUUUAAAAGACCUAGAUUUCAACAUUGGGCCAAUCAAGGUUUGAUGUCUUCAGUUUUUCCUGGGUGCUAAUGGCAGGACUCUGGUUUCUUCAUGCAAUAAUGGUGUUUGUGUUUGUGAAUGACCUACGCGACCUCUGUGAUGUGGAUAGUCCCACAGGUAUUAGUCACCUGAUACCAGAGCGCAAGAAUGUUGGUGUACGCCCGGCAAGCGAAAGUAACGAAAAUCAAAGGGUACGGAGCAAUCUCUGGGACGGCGGACGGUAAUCACUUGUUGCCUCAGACGUCAAACUUUACAGCACAGUCUAGCAGUACGGAGGUUCUCGCAGAUGUGAUGGAGGAGGAGGAGGAAGAGGACAGAUGCGACGCCACUGAUGAGCCGAUGACGCCACUGCUCUCGCCCAGUGCUCCAGGUUGUCCCUCUGAAGACGAUAAUAAGAACAUCUCUUCGACGGGUCUGGUUCUCACUGCACCUCGAGCAGAGAGCGAAUCUCUGAGCGACGAGGAGGAUGAGACCCAUGGCGCUACAAAACGAGCGCGCCUGUCUCACGACCAACCCGUACCCGUUGACGGGCAAGUCUGCGAAUGGCGCUGGCCGACCCUGCACGAGACGGAACGCAGAGACGUCCCGUCGGUUCAUAAUGGCACCGCCGCGACUCUGUGUGCGGCUGCAGGCAUGGGUAGGGCGCAGACGCGUGGCCUGCGCUGCCAGCGCGGACCGGCAUUCGUACACCACCAAGUGCCACAGCUGCAGCCGACAUGGAUGAGACCGAUGCCCCCAGGUUGUCGCGCAGUGGCUCUUAUGGCAGACCGCUUGCGGAAGAGGCGGCACACAGUUUUGUCUACCACAGGUGAUGAGAACUUGACUUUUCGGCGCAGGCAGUAUAUACGGCAAUGCAGCAUCCAGUAUUCUCAACAUUAUUUACUCAUGAGGCAGUUGUCUCGGCAACCAUAUACCAGACCAACUGAAGAGAGGACUCUAAAAGAGCGAAUUGCAUUCUGUGUCACAGGUAUAGUUCUUUAAUUAUCAAUUUCAAAUAUCUCAAUAAUAAAGUAAAUUAUUUCUGUGCGUGUGUGUGCUUUUAUGCAUGCAUUCUUGCAUGUAUG